Messenger RNA from Ilyonectria robusta, 1377 nucleotides. Its product is annotated as putative MFS transporter. Gene Ontology annotation, molecular function: transmembrane transporter activity. The transcript has 5 exons. The record is from RefSeq and is a predicted model, not a curated record. Gene Ontology annotation, cellular component: fungal-type vacuole membrane. Lineage: Eukaryota; Fungi; Ascomycota; Sordariomycetes; Hypocreales; Nectriaceae. Gene Ontology annotation, biological process: transmembrane transport. Bases 1 to 1377 code for a protein of 458 amino acids.
AUGCCAGAGCUAGACCAGUCAACGCCUCCUGCUACUGGCAACAAGAGCACGACUGCCAAUUCCUUGAAAGUAGCUCCUGAGGGAGCUCCGUCCGUCGCUUUUGGCGAUAUUGGUCGAGAUGUUGAGCGCCAAGAUGGUGGCGUAGAAAAGGAGCGAGCCACCGCUGACGGGCCACCUGAAGGAGGCUUCGAAGCCUGGACAGUUGUGUUGGGGGCGUGGUGUUGUUCAUUCUGUUGUUACGGAUGGAUCAAUAGUAUUGGGAUAUUUCAGGCCCACUAUGAAACCCAUCAGUUGAAGAACUAUUCCUCAAGCACCAUAUCUUGGAUCACAUCCCUGGAAAUCUUCUUCAUGCUGUUCAUGGGACCCAUCGUGGGGAAGCUCUAUGACAGUUAUGGACCUCGAUAUGUCUUGCUCGGUGGAUCCUUAUUACAUGUCUUCGGCUUGAUGAUGGCAUCAAUCUCGCAUAAAUAUUACCAAUUCCUUCUGUCACAGGGAGUGGUCAGUGCCAUAGGGGCAUCUGCUGUCUUUACACCCUCCCUCAGUGCUGUUGCUACAUGGUUUCACCUCAAACGUGGUCAUGCCUUCGGGAUAACAAUGAGCGGUUCGAGUACAGGCGGAAUCAUCUUUCCUAUCAUGAUCAACCACCUAAUUCCUAAGGUCGGGUUUGGAUGGUCUAUGAGAAUCGCCGCCUUCAUGAUCCUCGGACUGCUCAUCAUUGCCAACCUGACGGUCAAAACGCGUACUUCACCUCAUCCGCAGCCACCCAUCACCCUUAAGGAGUUCAUCGCACCCCUCAGGGAAAAAACCUUCGUCCUCACAGCUGCGGGCAACUUCCUAUUUACAUUUGGCUUAUUUAUUCCCAUUAACUACAUCAUUACACAGGCCAUUUCUGGGGGCAUGUCGACGAACUUGGCUAACUACUUAGUUCCCAUACUGAACGCGGCGAGCUUGUUUGGACGAAUCAUCCCUGGUAUCCUCUCGGACAAAUUGGGACGAUUCAACAUCUUCAUCGUAGUUUCAUUUCUUACCGCAAUUCUCAUCCUGGCCCUAUGGAUUCCAGCAUCCAGCAAUGCUGCCAUUAUCACCUUUGCUGCGCUCUUCGGAUUCUCCUCCGGCGCCUUCAUCUCUUUGGGCCCCGUGCUUAUCGCUCAGAUCUCCCCCAUUCAUAAGAUCGGCAUGCGACAGGGUCUGCUUUUCGGCAUGAUGUCUGUUGGCGCUCUGACCACGAGUCCCAUCGGUGGAGCCAUUGUAUCUUCAGACAAUGGUAGCUAUUGGGGCGUAAAGGUUUUCGCCGGAGUCAUGUGCGCCGUUGGAUCUGUCUUAGCGCUCCUAGCACGAUUCUCGGCCGCUGGCUUCAACCCCAGGACGAAGUUUUAG